AUGCUUUGUAAUGAUCUGGACAAUUACUUGGCUCCCAAGGAAAACUGUGUUCGCCAGCCACUAGGGGUCCAAAAGCAAGUUGCUAUGACAUUGUACUGGCUGUCAUCGACAACAGAGUACCGAACAAUUGGGAACUUGUUUGGGGUUGGAAAAUCAACCGUGUGUGAGUCUGUACACAAGGUUUGCAAUGCUAUUAAAGAUAAUCUUCUACAGAGAUAUGUUUCUUUUCCAUCUGGAGAGGACCUUAAAACUGUUAUAAAAGGAUACAACGAUCAAUGGGGAUUUCCAAAUUGUGGUGGAGCCAUUGAUGGAACACAUGUGCCAAUCAUUGCACCAGCUGAAGCACACGGAGACUACCUGAAUAGGAAAGGCUACUAUUCGUUGGUCAUGCAAGCUGUGUGCGACCAUAAGUAUAUUUUCCGGAAUAUAAAUAUUGGCUGGCCCGGACGAGUUCAUGAUGCUCGAAUUUUCGCCAACUCAGAUAUCUUGCACAUGGGUGAAAAUGGAACAUUGUUUCCUAACUGUGAUCUGAAGGUUCAGUUUCAAGGGCGCGAAAUAUCCAUGCCCAUUGUAUUGAUUGGUGAUCCUGCCUAUCCUCUAAAACCAUGGUUAAUGAAACCAUUUUCAAACAGGACUAACCUCCAUCGCCUUCAGCAUGACUUCAGUCAUCGAUUGAGCAGAGCCAGGAUGACAAUACAAAAUUCAUUUGGAAGACUGAAAGGUCGAUGGAAAUGUUUAUCAAAACGGCUAGAUGUAGAUGUCCAGUUCGCCUGUACAGUAAUAGCCACAUGUGUGGUUCUACACAACAUCUGCGAGCUAAGUAAUGAAAUAUACAGACCUGAAUGGAACGAAACCAACAAUGAAGAUAACGACAAUGAUGACGUCCUUGAGGAGGAUAUUGAUGCAACGGAGUAUCCAUCUGCUAAGCAGAUCCGUGAUGACCUUGUGCUUUGUUUUGCUAAUGACCUUCUUUGA
Molecule: messenger RNA, 975 nt
Organism: Saccostrea echinata
Lineage: Eukaryota; Metazoa; Mollusca; Bivalvia; Ostreida; Ostreidae
Exons: 1
Coding region: 1-975 (324 amino acids)
Source: RefSeq, a predicted model, not a curated record